Maudiozyma saulgeensis is the source of this 774-nucleotide messenger RNA. NCBI's taxonomy places the organism in Eukaryota, Fungi, Ascomycota, Saccharomycetes, Saccharomycetales, Saccharomycetaceae. The record is from the annotation of a GenBank genome assembly.
AUGUUCGCUGCAGUCGCUGCUGGUAACCCUUUACAACUUUCAGAAGAAGUAGCCAACUCUAAUGGAUUACAACAUACUAUUAUUCUCUCUUCGACAAAACCAAAGUCAUACUCUCAUAUUUCAAUAUUUAUUCUACCCAAUGUUACAUUUCCCGAAAACUUUAUUGCUACAGUAUAUUUUAAAUUAGUACCUACGGAUGAUUUCAAAUUAUUUGGUUACUUAUCAUUAGAGAAACCAAGUGCAAUUUUUAAAGUUAAACUUCCUGGUGGUGGUAAUACCAACAAUGGUACAAACAACUUUAUGUCGCCAUCAAAUGAUGGUUUAGGAGAGAUUGAUAUGGAUGAUGACUAUGGCUCUAAUGAAAUGAAUCCUAUGAUGGACGGAAAUGGUCCUCAAACGAAUAAUAACCUUUCGCAAGUAACCAUUGGUAUUUCCAUUGAACCUAGAGAAGAAGGGUUAUUGAAAAUACAGGAGUGGAAACAAGAAAUGAGUAUACAGAACAGCAAGAAUGCUUCGUCAUUGGUGCUGUCUAGACCUAAUGGAGCUAUGGGUAUUCCAUUAGCCGUUCGAACAGCGGGUGAAUUGGCAAAGACAUAUCCAGCUUUAACGAAGGAACUAGCUGCCAAAAUUGUUCAACACGCAUAUAACUAUUUAUCAGGAUUUUUAGAUAACAACGGGAACGUAUCUAUUAAGAGGUUUGACACAUGGUGGGAUAAAUUUAAAAAUAGACUAGAGAAUGAUGGGGCCUUCCUCGAUGAGGUCACCAAUGCAUAA